UUGAUCUCUUCCCAGCCCCUUCUUUUCAUCAACCCAACCAUCACCCGCAGCAUGCUCUGCGCCUGUAUUUGUAUUUGUUCUGUUUUCUGAUCGGCAAGGUCUCCUUGUCUGCUUUAACAUUGAGCACAGCGUCGUAGGACAUCGCCCGGUCAAACUUAUUGACCACCAUGUCCUCGGCACUUGCAGCAUCGCCGCAUCUGCACGGCAACGGUGUCGUGCUUCCUGACACGCCUCGCGAAGUCGAAUUUCUCGACAAGCUUCUGCAGAUUCGCGAUGAAGUGCUUGGUAGCAAACACGCCCGUAUCCAUCUCCCCCCAAAAGUGCUAGAACAGGUCGCACCACGUCCCGCCCAGCAAACUCCUCCCUUCCCCAGCAGGCCCACGACCAAUGGUACUCCAAACGGGAGCCAUUCCUCACACCCUUUCCCGCCGCGACCAGAGAGCUCCCUCCAGCACUAUCUCCCUGUCAGUGGCUAUAGUUCCCCAGCUCAACCUGCGCAGCGGCCCUACACCUCCAAAUCCGCAUCCUCUGGCAUCGAUCCAGUCUUACUUACCAAAUCUGAUCAUCUCAUCAGGGCUGAGCUACAGCUUAAGCGACAGCAAAUAGAAAGGGGGCUGAAAGAUCAAUUCGACAAAAAGGGCCGCGAAAAGGAUAACGCGAUAGAGGAGGCCCAGCUUGACGUCGAGGGUGUUCUAGCUAAGGCAACCGAGCUGGUGAAGCCGUUAUCUGGGUUGCAGAUUGCUGCUAAUCACAGCGAGUCGAGUGAAUCGUUCGAUGAAAACUCAUACUACUCUAGCCAGGCCUACAGUUGGUCGUCAGAGGAGGUAGAUCCCAAUCGGCACGGCAUUGGUGCUGAUACAACUGUACCGCUUACUCAACAGGCGAAACACUCUGCUACUGAAGCGCAACUGACAACAGCCAAAGCUGCCUCUCGUGUUGAACCGAAGCCGCGACAGGCUGAUACUGCGCUGAUCGAUCUUGAUGAAGAGCCAUACGAGCCUGCGGAUGAUAUAGAGAUCUAUGAACCCGAGCUUGCCCAGGCCCGCGAUGAGCGUGAGGAGUCAGAGUAUUCACCACCUCCAGCAGAUGUCACCACGUUGGGACCUAACAGGGGACGUGGACAAGACCGAGGACAGAACAACCAUGGCGGUAUCAACGGGUCAUCGAGGCGGCACAGCCCCGCGGGACAUCCAGCCCCCAUUCACAACACACGAAAGCGGAGGAGGGAGGAGAGGCAUCAGGAGAAGCAGAAGGAGAGGCAGCAAGAGAAGCGAGAGGAAAAGCGCCGUCAGCAAGCCAACAAUCGUGUUGUACGGUCCCCUGAACCUAUCAUUAAAGAAGAGCCUCAAUCACCUCCCCCUUUUGCGACCUAUCCUGAUUCACAGCCCAAUAAGCGAAGAGCACUGCAACCACUUGAGGGCGAGGCUGAGGUAGUAUCUCCUCGGGACAGUAGGCAGCAGCCAGUUUACUACAGAGAACAGGAGCCCUCUUCCCGACUAUCUCGCCAGUACGAAGAGCCCUUAUCGCCAACUGUAAUUCGGGUCCCUCAACGACGGCUCGAGCGGGAUGAACAAGACUUACGACGAGUUGCGAGCCUCCAGUAUGCACGACGGCCGAUCUCCCCUGUUGGGGCCGAACCACUCGCAUACGCACCCGCUGAAACCCGCCAGGUGCGUGCAGCAUCCCAUGCCUUUGUGGAUCGCCCACUGGAGCCCGUCUAUCGCGAAGUUCCAGCUCGCGCUUCAGUAGCACCUAGAUACAUCCGCGAUCGUUCGCGAUCCCCAGCCCACGAGUAUGUUUCUCGAAACCAGUCACCUGUAAUGAUGGCUCCUCCUCCACGUCGCAUUGUUGUGGACCAAUAUGGUAACAAGUACUAUGCAUCUCCUGCUGAUGUGAGAGAAUCCGUCGCGCCGCCCAGCAGACGGAUGGAGGCCGAACCAUACUAUGAGCGCGCUGUCACCCGGGAACCAACUAUUCGUGCCCCAGCUCGCCCCGACUUGUACGAAGAAGGAGAUGCUCAGAGAAUGCCACCGCCCCCCCGACGCUAUAUCGAUCCUUCGGAUGCCGAAGUUGUAGAAGCCCGACCCUACCGACAGAGGGAACUAUCCCAUCGCCCAGUUGAUCUCGAAUAUGCUCCACGCGAGGUAGUCGAACGGAGGCCUGUAAUCCAGUAUGAAGAGAUGGGUCCGCCACGCGAGUAUGUCCCAUCGCGAGCAUACAGCGUCCGCCCAGAGGUUGUCCGACGUGAAGUACCAGCAGAGUAUGCUCCAGUUCGCCAUGAGAGUAUUGCGCCUGGAGGUUAUGUAAGGGUUGCUGCACCGCGUUACCGCGAGCUCAGCGUCAUCCAAGAUGCUGCAUACGACGAUCGUCGGUAUACGUUUGCGAGUCAGCCACAACCUAGGCGAUACAUGGAGGAGGGAUCAGGGGCAGAGAGGCCAGUUGAAGUACCACAGGAGCCGUUCGUCGGAGAACCGCGUAGAGUGAGUUAUCGCUAUUGAACCAAGUAUAGUGUUUUGUGAAAGAGUUGGAUAGUUCUAUUGCUGCUGCAUAGGCGUCCGGUAGGGCGACAAAUACUGUCCUGGAUACAUGUUAGGAUGAGUUCACAUUAGCAUGAGCAGGAGUAAUUGGUAAAGUAGUUGUCUGGAUGGGUUGUGUUUCAUGGACUAGCUUUGUGGACGAUUGGUUAGCACUGUGCAAGUA
Lindgomyces ingoldianus is the source of this 2700-nucleotide messenger RNA. RefSeq lists its product as uncharacterized. Lineage: Eukaryota; Fungi; Ascomycota; Dothideomycetes; Pleosporales; Lindgomycetaceae. Bases 168 to 2498 code for a protein of 776 amino acids. The transcript has 2 exons. The record is from RefSeq and is a predicted model, not a curated record.